AGCAGGUGAGGAGGGUGUGGUGAGUGAGUGUGUGGGGAGGCGGAGAUUCCCACGCAGUUUACUCUCGAGUGUCUGUCAGGGCCCCACCCGGUCCCACAUACCUACCCACCCCAACUCCCUCCCAGCACUAGUCCUUCCUGUCAUCUCCACCUCCCUCUAUGACCCAGCUUUGCUUGCCCAGGCCCAAAGGCCCUGCUUAUCCUAUCCCAGUCCCUCCCAGGGGCCUGAGUGCUGGGGAGGGGUCGAAUAGUCCAGUAAGUCCAUGUAUGUCUCCCUGGGGCCUUAGCCCGGCCCAGCUCUGGGACAGUGUCCUAGGGCUGGGGGCACUGGGACUGACAGUUCGGGCAGUCUUUUCCACGGCUGGCCCAGUCUUGCUGCUGCUGCUGCUGCUGCUACUGGUCAGCUUCCUGACCUUCGACCUGUUCCACUGCCCCGCAGGCCCCGUCCAACCACAGCACAUACUUCUCACAGGCCAGAGUCAGGGGGCCGGUGAGGGCCCAGGACUGCAGGAGGCUGUACUCCUGCCUACGGUGGCAGUCACGGGACAACUCAGCCCCCAGGAGGCUCUGCUACUGCUGCUCCUGAGCCUGGGGCUACUCCUGGGAGCCUGCAGCGUGCCCUUGGCCCUGCUUGGCCUGGCUUUCUACCUCCAUCCUUGGAUCUGAGUGCCCUCCAGAAAUACACUGGCAGUGUUGCUUCCCCAGAUCGCCUUUCCUCUGUUGUGGGUGGAGCAGGCAGGAGGGUACCCCUUUAUCUCCAGUCUGAACCACAGGGGACCUUCAGCUCCACAAUGUGGACAGUGGAUACCCGGGUCUGAGUCUGAGGACAGCAACAGAAGGCUCUAGAAAGAGCCCACUGACAGAAACCUAUCUGGGAGAAGGCCGUCCAGAAGUCCCAUGAGACCUCAACUAACACCUCUCGCUCCUUUCUGCUCAGGCAUCCCCCACUCCCUAGACUUCUUCCCUUCUGCCUUGGUGAGCAUCCCUGAGUCUGGGAGAUGGGCCACUACUAGGGUAGUGAGGAUCCCAGAAGAGACCUACUCUAAGUUUCCUAAGGUCUGUUAUGGAAAAAUGAACAAGAAGUCCCAUUUCCUCACUUAAACAAUGUGCGGCCAUGGCCAACCAA
This is a messenger RNA of Canis lupus familiaris (dog), 1125 nucleotides long. It is a transcript of the gene C24H20orf141, whose product is annotated as chromosome 24 C20orf141 homolog. Lineage: Eukaryota; Metazoa; Chordata; Mammalia; Carnivora; Canidae. The transcript has 3 exons. Bases 159 to 665 code for a protein of 168 amino acids. The record is from RefSeq and is a predicted model, not a curated record.